AGAGGCCAGGGAACGGCUUAGGAGCAUGGCGGGUGGCGAUCGGCUCCUCCCCAAGGGCUUCCCGAAGCUGAAGAACGACACGUUCCUGCGCGCGGCGCGCGGGGAGCAGACGGAGCACACCCCGGUGUGGUGCAUGCGGCAGGCAGGGCGCUACCUGCCAGAGUUUCGGGAGACACGGGCGUCGCAGGAUUUCUUUGCCACUUGCCGGAGCCCCAAAUUGUGCUGUGAGCUGACGCUGCAGCCACUAAGACGAUUCCCCCUGGAUGCUGCCAUCAUCUUCUCUGACAUCUUGGUGGUGCCCCAGGCACUGGGCAUGGAGAUUGUCAUGGUCCCUGGCAAAGGACCCACGUUCACAGAGCCCCUGAAGGAGGUGGAGGAUCUGCUGAAACUGCGACAGAAGGUGGAUGUCACGGCAGAGUUAGGCUACGUCUUCCAGGCCAUCACACUGACACGGCACAGCCUGGAGGGCAAGGUGCCACUCAUCGGCUUCUCGGGGGCACCGUGGACGCUCAUGUCCUACAUGAUCGAAGGUGGUGGCUCCACUACAAUGGCCAAGGCCAAGAGCUGGCUAUACCGUCACCCCGAGGCAAGCCACCGUCUGCUACGCCUGCUGGCUGAUGUCAUCAUCGACUACCUGGUGGGGCAGGUGGCUGCUGGAGCGCAGGCGCUCCAGCUGUUUGAGUCCCAUGCAGGGCACCUGGGCCCGGAGCUGUUUCAGGACUUUGCCCUGCCUUACAUCCGGGACAUUGCCCAGGCUGUCAAGAGCAAGCUGAAGGAGGAGGCACUGCCCCUGGUGCCCAUGAUCAUCUUUGCCAAGGAUGCACACUACGCCCUGCGCGACCUGGCCCACGCCGGUUACGAGGUCGUUGGUCUCGACUGGACCAUCCGGCCCCAGGAAGCUCGUGCACAGAUAGGAAAAGAUGUCACCCUGCAAGGGAACCUGGAUCCAUGUGCUCUCUAUGCACCCAAGGAGAAGAUUGGCGAGCUGGUGAAGAAGAUGCUGGAGAGUUUUGGGACCCAACGUUAUAUUGCCAACCUGGGCCACGGCCUCUACCCUGACAUGAACCCUGAACAUGUGGGUGCCUUUGUGGAAGCUGUGCAUGCUCACUCCCGUCAUAUCAACAAGCACAGCUGAGCCUGGGGCCUUGGGGACAGGACUCUGGUUUGGGCACAGUCACCCAUGUUGUCACAGGCUCACUCUAGGCUGGGCUGCAGCAUUAAACCAGGACCUUCUCUGCAGCAGCCGUGUGGCUCUGGCUGGGGGGAUGGGGAACUGGACGGCCCUGAAGGAGAUGGGAAGUCGUAGCAGGCUGCUAGAGGAGCAUGUGUGGUGAGGGGGAGCCCCUGAGCCCCAUCCUGCAGAUCCAAAUGGGGAAACGGAUGGCAGCAAAUUGUGGAGGAUUCCUCUCCCUGCCAAGCUGCAGUGUCCACACUUGCAACAGAGGAUGUGAGCCCAGGGCACAACAGCCAUCUUCUGAGGAUGGAUUGCUCAGCUCUGCUAGGGAAGGUGGGUGCCUGAGCCUGGCAGGGUCACAGCCUGGGAGCUUGGGGCUCACAGCCCACCACUGGCAGAGACUCAGCAUCAGCUGUCCCACAGUCCUGCUCAGGUUGAAAUGGGCAAUGUGUCCUCAACCCAGGCUAGUCUCAAGGGGCUGGGAGAGCCAGCAGGACUCACCUGGGAGAGACAGCUGCCAAAAUGGCAGGAGAACCUUUGACACAGCACCACCAGCCCCCUACCACACUGGCUGGGAUGGCAACAGAGGCACCAUGGCCCUCCUCCUCCAGCUCCCAAAGGCUCUUUAGGACCAUCCCCCUGAUCCUAGAGUGUUCUCCCAUGCACACCUCCCCAUGUCCUGAUCCUCAGGGCCAAGCUUGCCUGGGGCUUAGCAAACCCUGCAAAAAGCAGCCCAGGAACCCCAAGUUAGAACUCCUUGCCACCCCAUUCCACACUGCAGCACACUCACUGCGGUCCAGGCUGGCGGCAGGACGGAUCAAGACACGGAGAAACGCUGGUCUAGCUGGCAUGGAUAGGGCAGUGUCUCCAGCAGGGGCAAGGACCUACUAACAUUGUACAUGGCAGGGAGUUGCACCCAGAAGCAUCCAGGAUGCCCUGUCCCUGCUCUGUCCCCCUCUUCAAGAGCUGGCUACCACAGGGGGCUGCAACACUGCACAAGUGUGGUGAUCCCCCCAACUUCAGAGAAAGGCAGGAAAGACACAGGCGGUAACGUUCAUCCCUUUUAUUAUUAAACAUCAGAUGAAGAGGUCGCACACACACAUACACGCACGCACGCAAAAAAAAAAAAAAA
Messenger RNA from Zonotrichia albicollis (white-throated sparrow), 2306 nucleotides. It is a transcript of the gene UROD, whose product is annotated as uroporphyrinogen decarboxylase. Lineage: Eukaryota; Metazoa; Chordata; Aves; Passeriformes; Passerellidae. Gene Ontology annotation, biological process: heme biosynthetic process. Gene Ontology annotation, molecular function: uroporphyrinogen decarboxylase activity. The record is from RefSeq and is a predicted model, not a curated record. Gene Ontology annotation, cellular component: cytosol.